UUUUCUCUCUUUAAAACAAGAUUGCCAACAGCAGUUGAUGAAAAAUGCAAAUUACAGAAGUUAUAGAAAAGCUGAGAUGCUGUAAAAACACAGAACCUGCAUAUAAAGUCAAAGAGAAAACAUAUUCUAUGCUCUAUAGUAAAUUAACAACAGGCUGCAUCCAGCUAUUAGAUCUACAAUCCCAUUCAUCAGAACUUUUAAAGUCAGUCUGUCGAGAUAUUCUUCUAGAAAAUGCAAAUCUGGUUCUUUCCGCACUACAAAUCCUUCACUUGAUUCUUAAUGAUAAUUCAAGUAGCAGCCCAGGACCAGAUGUUGACUUAAUUUUUUCAUCACUGGUGAUGCGCCUCAAGCACUACAUGUCAAUAGAUGUCACAAAACUAGUUUUUCAGUGUUUAGCCGCAGUAGAGUUUACAACUGACUGUGUUGUUAAAGAGAUUCCAAAUCUUGUGAAAUGUAUGGAAGAAUUAAGUGACCAUAUUGCUCAGGAAGGAAUGCCUCACAAAGAAAUUGUAGAUUUGUUUACUAGGUUUGAAACUUAUUUGGGGGAAAGUCUUGCAGCAUCAUCACAUAGCUGGUCUGUUUUUAUUUUCCCUGGCCUUUCAAAUAUUGAAGAAACAGUUCGAGAAAAAAGCUUUGCACUGUUGGAUAAAUUCACUGCAACACUGAGUCAGUCUCAACCAGUGGCUCAACACUUGGCAAAAUUAAUUUCUGGUGGAUUGGCACUCUCAUUAAAACAGACCUAUACCAAUAAUGAAUUAUUUGUUAUCAAAUCAUGGAUGCUCAUUGUCAAAGUUCUAGGAAAGGAACUUCAUCGAGGUGGAAGUACAAUAAAUGCAUUAUUGGGAAUUAUUGAACUUGCGUUCAAGGGUGUACCUGAAAUAAGAAGUCAAGCUUUUGUUGCAUGGCGAUAUCUAAUUGAUAAUUUUGCUUUGGAUAAAAAUGUUAUAUCAGAUCCAAAAAGAAUUAAACUUUUGAUGAUGGUAAUGAAAAUUGAUAACUCCAAAACUGAAGAUGUUGCACUUGAAAAGCUGAAAACCUGGUGGCAUAUUAUAAUAUCAUUGGAUGCUAAACUAUCUGUAAAUUUUGAACAAAUUGUUUACCCUUUGCUGCAGUUCUGUGUGGGUAGCAUCAAACUUCAAAAUUCAGCUGCUAAAAUUGGUCAGUCACCUAGAUUGGCUUUAAAAAGUCCAAACAGUCCAGCUACUCCAGGACUUGCCAGCCAUAAGACAUCAGUUUACCUCAUAAUUCAGAAACUUGGCUGUCAGGUUGUGGCACAUCUCUUGAAAACAACAGAACACAUUGCACAUGAAAUUGAUUGGACACUAGCUCCUUUAACGCAUGAGGUUUUUGUUGGCUCCUCCUCAUUUGUCAAACAUGCUCCAGUCAUUAUAAAUACAGUCAAAGACCUUUUUCUGAAUGUUGGCAGUGAUAUUCAAGAAUCAUUAGCCAUUUGUAUAUGGAUGGCUCUGGCAGAUCAUCUUAAAUCUGCUUUUGACAGCUCUGUCAAAACAGAAUGUCGUGAUGUUUUUAGCAGCUUUCUGUCAUUAUUACAAACUGUUGUGCAGUGUAACAUAUUUCCUACAUCUACUGCCUGGCGAAUGAUAGAAGCCUGCUGCAGUUUCCCUCAAAAGGUUUUGGCCUCCACUGCCUUUACUAUUAGCAGUGGUGUUUCAGUCAGGUCAAGUCCAGCUUUGUUUUUGUCUGAGAUUUUGUUGAGCCAGUGUGUUCAAGAAAGUUUCCCUGCUCAGGCCAGUUUAAAUCAUCUGUUGUCAUUGCUUGUUGAUGCUGGUGUGAGCAACAAACAAGGUGCAUUACAGUUCCUGCAGUCUGUUACAAGCUUUCUUGAUACACAAGCCAAACUUAUAUCAUCUGCUUCGUUGUUUAAUGCUUGGCAUAUCUUUGCCAUAAAGUUACAAACCCAUGUCAGCACUACAAAUGAAGUCAAUCAGGGGGAUGCGCUUGAGUACAACUUUGGCUGCAUGUACGCUGUUCUUCUGUUCCCACUCAAGCAUGAUUUCCCCAGCAAAUUAUUACCAGCUGAUUGUCGAGCAUUUAUUAAGAUCUGGAAAGAUUUGUAUCAUAACUUUGCCAGACUUUCUGCCCUAGUCCCUACAGCUGAGGCCAAUGCAUGUUUUGAGCACUUGUCAGCAAAAAUAAUCCUCUUAUGGAAUCCAUUGUUUGAGUCACCAGUAACUUUGGAGUGUUUAGCCUGUCUGUGUUUGAAGAUGAUUGACUGUGUAGACUUUUCAUCCAUUUCCUUGAACCAUUCACUUUCCACAAGUCCUAGCAAAUGGGCACGCAAAAGGCAAAAGCCUUUGGGAAGCCUACAUUCAUUUGUUCACUUGCUUGCUAUUUUACAAAGCAAAACAAAUGUAACUCUUUCAAAGUUAGAUGAGGGAAAGAUUGUUGAACCACAGCAUAUAGCCCUUGUGCCCUCUCUAGUCACUUCAUUAAUAGACAUUUAUUUGAAAUUGUUUAGUCACAUAACAACAAACAGUAUCAUCAUUAACUGCCUGUCAACUUUAGCUGCACCUAUUGCAUAUUUAUAUCAGCCUCAAAAGACUACUUCAUUUAACAUCAAGUUGGAAAAACUUUGGCAAGAAAUGUGCAACUGUGUUUCUAGUCGCUACUGUGGACAGUAUGAUUCUGAAUUCUUAGAGUACAUGUCCCCGCUACUAACCAACAACUUUGUGCACAGUUGUCGAAGCAUAAAAAACCAGACUUUUUCUUUCUGGAACAUAACUUUCAGUCGCUUGUCAACUCUUGUGUACCCUGAUGCACUUAAACCUGUUCUUGCUCAGUUGAAGGAAAGGAAAGUGAUAAUUCUUCCAGGAUGGAUAGGAAAUGAGGAGACACCAACAGUAAUAGCGGAAACACCCUUUAGUGAAAUGAACAUGGGAGAGUCACAAGUGAUUGAAUCUGAAAUACCAGGCAUGCCAUCUCCUAAGCAGCAGAAAAGAAGCCUUCUUUCAUCUCCGAAGUUAUCACCCAGUCCAGGAGCCAAAGCAUCACCUGUAAAAGUGGUUGAUCCUAAAACUCAUAGUUUUUUCCCAUCAGCUUGUAAAAAAAUAGCUGUUGAUCUCCUUCCAGAUAAGGAUUUUGUGGUUAUCAGUUCACCGUCUACCCAAAAAAAAAGACUUUUGACAGAACAUCAAAAAGAGAUGAUGAAAGAAAAACGCAUUCUUCCUGCCAUGUAUAACAAUUUAGAUGCCUCUCAAGAUAUUUCCCUAGGAUCACAGUUUGCUAGUGACACACAACAAGAUGAGUCCACCGCAGAUCUUGCUGUAAAUAACACAAGCGAUGUUCAAGAAAAGGUUAAUACGGUUGCACAAAAAGUUGACAUACCUGUAAGUGACACCAGUAGCAGUGUGGAGAACUUUGUAGCACCACAUCCUGUUAAAAAAUAUCAGAAAAGACAGACUGUUCGAAUCAAAGAGUAUUCACCAACUGUUGGUGAAACAGAAGAAAUCCGUUUGUUGGAAGCUGCAUUAGAAAAAAAAUUGAAGAACGAUGUUUCACCAAGCAAGUCAAAUCCAGCGUCAAGAAAGUGUCCCAAAGAAAUUAAGCUUGAGCCAGAAAAUGUUUCUCAAGCUAAAACAUCAGCUGGAAAAAAACAAACAGUAGAAGUAAAACAGGAAGAAAUCCCUAAACAUACAGCAGAUUCACCUUUCUAUAUGUUCAGGAACAAAAAUGCAUCAGUAGACAAAGAUAUUGGUAUUUGUUCCGUAAGUUUAAGUCAAGAUUCUGUACCCAAAUCAAGUGAUAAAAGAAAAAAUUCCCUUAGAAAAGUUCAGAGUCAGGAUUAUGUUUCAGAGGUUAAAUCCCACCAGACAAGAUCUCAAACCUCUGAGCCAAUACUGCCUAAUGUACGUACACCUCGUAGAGUAACACUCAAGAAAAUUGUUGAAAAAGAAAACCAAAAAACUUCAGAUGAUGCUCACACCACUUCAAACAAUUCUGAUCAACCUGCUGAACUAGAUACACAGGCCAGAGCUUGUAAGAAAGUUGACUCCACCAAGGAGGACUGUGAAACUUCCUGCACACUUGUUGAAGACACCCAAUCACCUAUGAAAUCAAUAAAAGAGCAUGCCAGGAAUCCAGGCCACACCAUUGCUGAGACCCCCACCAAAAGUGAGGACAGUGUGUCUCCACCUACAAGAUCUCACAGCGCCCGUAAACUUUUUGCUGAUGUUGAACGGCCAACUCCUGCCACCUCGGGGGAUGUCUUUGGAUCGCAAGGAUUCACUGCUUCCAUGGAGGAGGAAAAAACUGAAAAAAAUGCAUCAACAAAUCACCCAGAAAGUGAGAAUCUUUUUCCCAGCACACAAGAAAGUUUUGCCUUACAAAUGCCAACGUUAGGUUCAGUGCUGCCACAAGGAACUCCAGCAAGUGAUGGCAGCCAGCAGCCUGAGCCUGAAGCAGAUCCUCCUGCUGUGCUACACUCAAGUUCAGAGGCUGACUUUCUUCCUUCUCAGCCCACUCUUACUACUGAAAGCCCUAAGAACAUAGUCAACAAGAGAAAGAUCAAAGUUCCAAAGAAAUAUACACCAUUUACUUACAGAAAAACUCGUCAGAGGCGCAAUGCAAUGAACAAUUCUGAUGCAUCUCAGGAGGCUGGGAAGAAAUUGAAUGUUGAGAAGAAAAGAAAAUUAACGCAACAAGUAAAGGCUUUAGUUACAGAACAAUCCCCUCCUCAGUUAGUAAACAAUUCUCAAAAUAUUUCCAAAAAUGGCAGCAAAGUAUCUCCUGAAAAAAAUGGUGCCUCCCAUAUGGAAUCAAAGUCUGUUCAAGAGGUGACACCAGAUGUUAAAUCUCCAGUGAAUGUAAAUGCAAACAGAAGACACAGUGCAACCAAAAGAAGUGGAAGACUUGCUAAAACAAUUGAGAGAGAAUCAGCUGCAAAAAGACAUAGCUCAAGAAAGAUAGAGAGCUACAGUGUUGUUGUUGUCAGUGAAUCUCCAAGGGAGAAUGAGCCAAAAUGUGCAAUAGAAGUAGAAGAAAGCCCAGAUGGUAAAAAACCUAGAACAGAAUCCUACCAUCUGUCAACAACUACAGAAAAAUGUACACAAUCAAAACCUGAUCCUACAAAGUCAAUAAACCUAAAUAAAAAGAGAGCAGCUCGACGUCGUCUUGCUACUAGCACAGAUGUUGACACGCCUAAAAAAAAAAUGAAAUUGAUGGAAAAUGAAGCUUCCAGUGGGGAUGAAGAUGACCAACCUCUGUCACUUUUGCAAAAAAAUAUGUCACAAGAAAAAGAAAACGCAAGUCACAUCAAUAAAAAUGUUAGCACCUUGGAACUGCCUGUUGAAAGUGUUGCUGGUGACCUUGUUGGAGAUAGUCAUGUAAUCACUCUGGACAGUCCUCUGCUAACAGACAAUGUUAUAGACUUAGAUAUUGACAGCAACGACACUUUUAAUGACAGUAAGUCUCAAAUAGUUGAUAAGGCUUUGAAUACUGCGCUGUCCCAGAUAUCAGCAUCAGUACAGCAUGCUCUAGCAGCAAGUGACAUUAUUUUUAGCACAGAUUCAUCAGCAACCUCAACUCAUCAGCUCCUAGUGCCUGUGCCAGAUACCAGAAUAGAUGCCACCAAAGACCUGGCCACUACCAACACAGCAAGUGCUUCAGGUUCAGAACUUGCACAGAGCAAUCACAAUGAUCAUAUAUUUUACCAUUUGAACAAGCCACUACCAGCAGAAAGAUGCCUAAGCUUUAAUGACAAUAUAGUGAUUGACAUUGAUUCUGAAACUGAUUGUACAGGGCAGUCUUUGCCUCAUAUAGCAUCACAAUCUACUAAUGGUUUAAAUAUUGCUCCUGUUGACUCCAGUCAAGCCACUGAAGUGAUAGAAAUAGACAUGGAAGAUGACAAAGAAAAUAAUGAAUCUGCAUUGGAAAACACAGCUUGUGAUGGUUUAACACGCAAUGUAGAUAACGAAGAUUGCUUUGAUAAAGAAGGUAUAAGACCAUCUGAUGAUGUCUUCCUAGAACCAAGCCAACUAAAACCAGCAGCGGCACUGCAAAAUGUGGAGAAUUUGACAGAAAUGGAUGUAGGUGUUCAGACGACCCCUGAAAGGUUGCUGGAAGAAAAAUGUUUGUCUAGUGAUGAGGAAAAGGAGGACGAGCAUGUCCUUCAUGACUGGUCUCCGUCCAAGUCUCCAAGCUGUAGCAUACUGAAAAAGGCCACAGAAACUCCCCCAUCUGGACAAAACCGCAGGGUGUCAUUUGCUGAGCCAGUUGUAAGUGGGGAAAGUCCUAUCAGAGUCAAAUACCACAGUGAGGCUCUACCCACUUCUCCUCUUAUAGUGUCCAGGGAUUUAGCUGGGAAAAAACCUCAUCUCUGUGUCAAGUCUUUGCGAAGAGUUUCUGGUUACAGGAGAAAACUCGACCCAACACUUAAAAAGGAUUCAAUGCUAAACUUGUCAACUAAAAAGUCCACUGGUCCAGUGGUUCACCAGCUUUCACCAGGCAGCUACAAACCUACCCAGGAGUCUCAGUUGGACAGCACUCAUCCAAUUUUCCCUGAUUUGAUAGGCUGUGUGAAGCCUCUGGACGACAUUCUUCCACAGCUCACUUCCUCAUUAUGGUACAGAGGCUUGUGCCAGCUGAUGAAAGGUCGUAACCUCAAUACUAUAGGAGACUUGAGUAGCUUGACUGAGGUGCAGAUCAAUCAAUUACCAAUCCGACAUCCAAAGGUGCUAACAGUCAGGUCAACCUUAGCAGCGUAUGUAUCCCAGCAUGGUCUACUUAAAAGCAAUUCUACUGCAGAGUGCAACCUACAGCCCAAAGAUAACAGUACAGAAAAAAUGGAUGACACUGAACCCAAUGUUGAGACUGAUCAAGACACACAGCAACCAAUAGAAGUACUACUGAACUACUACUACAACUACUUUGUACUACUGAACUACUACUACAACUGCCACUUGUAUCUUGACACCGGUACAGAAGACUCCAGCAAGAGCCUCCCUGCUCAAGCAUGUCCUGUGGACACAAGUGAUCCACUAGCACUGACUACCUUAAUGUUACUUGACCCAGACAGCCAGUCCUCAAGUUUAAAGAGAUCCAGUACAGCCCAACUCCUAGAGCUACUGACUCAAGUACAAACAUUGUCUAGUCAUGUCAUCAAUGAAAUUAAAAGCAGACAAACACAUUGA
This is a messenger RNA of Physella acuta, 7148 nucleotides long. Its product is annotated as telomere-associated protein RIF1. Gene Ontology annotation, cellular component: nucleus; chromosome, telomeric repeat region. Lineage: Eukaryota; Metazoa; Mollusca; Gastropoda; Physidae. The record is from RefSeq and is a predicted model, not a curated record. Gene Ontology annotation, biological process: telomere maintenance.